Ruditapes philippinarum (Manila clam) is the source of this 721-nucleotide messenger RNA. RefSeq lists its product as uncharacterized. The record is from RefSeq and is a predicted model, not a curated record. Lineage: Eukaryota; Metazoa; Mollusca; Bivalvia; Venerida; Veneridae.
AAUGGCUUGUGAUAUCAUUUCACUAAAUUUAGUUUAUUCUGUUUCUCUUUUUAGGUAAUAGAGGGGUACGGCAUGGAAGUUUAGACAUUUUGAUGGGAAAAUAUAUUGGAAUGAAAGUCACUGAGGAAUACGAACAGCUUGAUUCAAGUUCAUCAUCAUUUGAAAUGAAUCAUCCAGACUUGAUAGAUGCCAGGGAAGAGAUAAUAGCUGAAACAGUAGUAUUUGCAUUUUUACAGAAACAGAUUAAUUCAGGGUUUGAUAAUUUCCUGAUUCCAACGAUUGGAAUAUCGAAGGAAGAUAUAUUGUUCUACCUAUAUGAUCCUGAUCAUGACAUUCUCCUUGAAAGUCCUCCAUUUAAUUUGUUUUUGAAAGGUUCAGGGAAGCCUUGCCUGUCAUAUGCUGCUGUUUUAGCAUUAUGGCUUACAAUAAAUUAUCCCUACUUCUGCACAGGAAUAACAAAUCUCAUGAAAGAAAGAGGUUUCACAGCAGAUUUUUUUCCCACUUGGGUGAUGAUACUCGUAUCCGACCAAUCUAUGAAACGGGCCUUCAACUUGGAGAAUGUCGUGGGAAGAAUAGUAAAAACUGAAGGGUACUAUUUACCUCAAGAUGGUGAACUUUGGGAGGUAGAAAAAGGAGGCGUACCAGUAAAGGAACAGUAACAAGAUACGAAUAUUCACAAAUAAAAUCUGUCAAACUAUUAUUUGGAAGCAAAGAAAGCAAC